AUGCAUCUGGGUUUCUUACAGGAUUCGCGGACCCCUGACUUGGUCAUCGGUGCAGAUACCAUUGUUACGGUCGGGGGCCUGAUCCUGGAGAAGCCGGUGGACAAGCAGGACGCCUACCGCAUGCUGUCCAGGUGGGUGCCCGGCAGACCAGCCUGCACAUGGCCUCUGCCCCUGCCCCUUCCCCGUCUCCUGUGUGUGUCUCUGCACCUGCUGUGCUCUGUCCACGAGACCCCCACCCCUCAAAGAAACCAGGACAAGGCGGGCGGCUACGGCAUCCAGGCCUUGGGCGGCAUGCUGGUGGAAAGGGUCCACGGGGACUUCCUCAACGUCGUGGGCUUCCCGCUGAACCGCUUCUGCAAGCAGCUGUCCCGCCUCUACUGCCCGGAGGCGCGGCAGGGCGGCCAGCGCGACCCCCACCUGCCCGCGGACCCCUUGGACGCCUCCGGGGACCAGGACAGCCGGCCGGGGCCCGCCUGCAAUGGGGCCGUGGAUGCGCCGCCCCCCGUCCCCUGGGAGCUGCUGGGCCUCAUGGACGGCUUCCAGGGGUCUCAGGUGCUGUUCACAGCCUGCAGGCUGGCCGUGUUCGACGUGCUGAAGGACGGGGCCCUGCUCUCGGCAGCAGAGGUGGCCGGCAGGAUCGAGGCAUCGCUGUCUGGGACGGAGUGGCUGCUGGCCGCCUGUGCAGACCUGGGGCUGCUGGAAAGGCGGGAGGAGGGUUACUGCAACACGGAGCCUGCCAACCGGCACCUGGUGUCCGGGGGCCGGCACGCCCUGCGGGGCCUGGUCAGCCUCUGUGACAGCCACAGCAGGGACUUCUCGGACCUGGAGGCCGCCGUCCGCCAGGGCGGGGUGCUGCUGCACACCGUAACAGGGAGAAGGCCCGAGGACGUGUGGAAGGGCCCGGAUCUGGACAGCGGGGGCGACGGGGGGCGGCUGCAGGUGCUGGCCGCCAGGCACGAGCUGGCUGGGCUGAGCGCGCAUGCAGUGGCCACUGCCUUCGACCUGUCGGGGUUCCGCGCCGCCUGCCACCUGGGCGGCGGCACCGGGGCGCUGGCCCUCGCACUGGCCCGGGAGCACCCGCACCUGCGGGUGACGGUGUUCGACCACCCGGACAGCGUCCGGCUCGCCGCGGAGGAGCGCUUCCAGCCCUGGGCGCUGCAGGCCGCCGGGGUCCGCUUCGUGGCAGGUGACCUGUUUAAGGACCCGCUCCCGGAAGCAGAUCUGUUUGUCCUGUCCAGCCUCCUGCAGGACUGGCCCGAGGACAGAGUGCAGGCCCUCCUGAGCAGGCUGUCCCAGCACUGCCAGCCAGGUGAGCGCAUUGUUGACCAGGUGAGCGUGCCAGCCAGGUGAGGAGUCUGCCAGCUAGAUGAGCACAUUGUUGGCCAGGUGAGGGCAAUGUUGGCCAGGUGAGGGUACUGCCACCCAGGUGAG
This is a messenger RNA of Echinops telfairi (small Madagascar hedgehog), 1431 nucleotides long. RefSeq names its product acetylserotonin O-methyltransferase like (gene ASMTL). NCBI's taxonomy places the organism in Eukaryota, Metazoa, Chordata, Mammalia, Afrosoricida, Tenrecidae. The transcript has 8 exons. The record is from RefSeq and is a predicted model, not a curated record. Gene Ontology annotation, molecular function: nucleoside triphosphate diphosphatase activity; O-methyltransferase activity. The coding region runs from base 1 to 1350 and encodes 449 amino acids.